Boeremia exigua is the source of this 1024-nucleotide messenger RNA. RefSeq lists its product as uncharacterized. The transcript has 2 exons. NCBI's taxonomy places the organism in Eukaryota, Fungi, Ascomycota, Dothideomycetes, Pleosporales, Didymellaceae. Bases 275 to 808 code for a protein of 177 amino acids. The record is from RefSeq and is a predicted model, not a curated record.
GCAGGACCAGCGGUGUUGAUCUGGUUGAAGGCGAAGAUAAAGAAACCACACGAGCGAUAGAUAGUGGUUAUUUCAGAUCUCGAGAUUUAGGAGAUGAAAUGCAGUUUACUUAUAACUAUCUUCUCUUGUGUCGGUCCGGAUGGUGCAGACGCUUUUACAUCCGUGCCGCACCCGAAGUACCAGGCUGCAACUUCGAGAACAUCACACAUACUACUAAAGGCAGCUCUCACUUUCUCUACUUCUGCAAGUUAUCGAUCUGCUUAUCUCCAUUGAUAUGCCUAUCAAAUCUAUCAUCGCCGUGGCUAUGCCGCCGCUCCAUCUUCUCGCAUACUCAACGCUGCUCGGGACUGAGUUAUAUCAAAGUUUUGUUAUGACCAAGCUUGCCUACCAGGCCUUGCCACGUUCUGCUUUCACAAGCCUACAAAAGCGUGUCUUUCCGGUCUAUUUCAAAGGACAGACACUGCUCCUUGGUCUGGUCGUCCUCACACUGCCGCCUGGUGGCCCGAAGUCUCUGGUAGACAACCAGACCAGCGCGUUCGCCUUCGCCGUGGCCGGUGGAAGUGCGCUCUUGAAUCUGUUUGUUUAUGGACCGGAAACACAGAGGCUCAUGAUCGAAAGGGUGCAUCAAACGACCCGCGACUCCAACAGAUCCACAAGUACGGAUGGAAUUACCAGCGAGAUGCAUAAACUGAAUCGCUCAUUCUCCCGAGCACAUGCGAUGAGCAUUCACUUGAAUCUUGUUACUGUUAUUGCAACGCUAUACUAUGGCUGGCGGCUAUCAUCGAGGCUGAACUUUGAGGUUGCGUGAUAGUCAUAAACGACGAACAUCUAGGUACAUGUUGGACAGUCUAUCUGGCGUACUUUAGAUGAUAAGUGAUAGUUGAUCAGUGAUAAGUGAUAAGCGAUAACAAAGAUGGUUGUACGAAAGUACGAUUAAUGUUUGCAUUGAUGAUGAAAGGGGUGUUUAGUUGCGCAUCAGGCGCCCAAUGAUGAGGGCGGCACGGCUGCAGUCAUUACCUCCGAC